Messenger RNA from Effrenium voratum, 663 nucleotides. NCBI's taxonomy places the organism in Eukaryota, Dinophyceae, Suessiales, Symbiodiniaceae. The record is from the annotation of a GenBank genome assembly.
AUGGAGUUCUUCCUGACUUCUUUGCUGAGAGGCCACGGCAGACAGCCGGUGAAGCUGUUGGAUCUGCAGCCCUUGAAGCGCUUCACGCAGAGGAUCCUCAACUUGCGGGGGGAGUCAGAUGUGCUGAAGGGCCAGUUGGAAGAGGCGCAGAUGGAGGCCGGCCUGAACGACGCGGCCGCCCUGGAGAUGCAGCGAGCUUUCGAGGAGGAGGUGGAAUACCAGAAGGCAGCGCAGGAAAUGAUCGGCCGCCAGUUUGUGAAUGCCCAGUCAAGCCAUCUCAAUGUGCUGAAGCGGUUGGAGGACGACAGCAGCCUCAAUCACAUGCAGCAGUUUGAAGACAUGAGCAAGCGCUUGAAGAAGUCGCUCGCUGCACAGAAGGAGGCAGAAAACAAAGUGAAGGGGCUUACGGCAGAAUCAUCUAGCCUGCAGCGGCAAGUGCGGAAGCUGCAAGGAGAAAAGGAGAAACUCAUGGAACGACUUGGCAGCGUUGAGAGCAGCAAUGCCACGCAGAAGCAGGAGAUUGCCGAACAGGCAGCAUUGAUCAAUGAUCUCUUGGAGACUUUGAAUGAGACCCAAGACAGGAAUCGACAUUUGCGAGAUGAGAACCGAGUGCUUCGGACUCGCCUCGAGAGUUUGCAGAUGCAGCUGGAUCUUUUGCUGUGA